UUUGCGUUACACGUAAGCCACCUGGUCAGUCUGCAGUUGUAACCUGUUUCGUGGCUUAAUUCUAGCUUGACUUUUCAUAUGGAUAGCUCAGUACUGGAUUAGCAUGUAAUAGAUUAUUGUCGUGUUUAGGUUUCAACAUCGUUUUUUCAUGAUAAUGGUAAAACUGCGGCCUUCUGAAGUAAACAUAGCGGGGAAGUGUAACAGAACACGAGGGGAAUGAUGACGACAUUUCCUAAUAAACUUUGGCGUGGAUGACGGGGUAGCUCAUUGAUUCCUACCAUGGUAAAAAAUUGUGAGACUUUUCCAUUACAUGUCUCCCUGGCGGAGCAAUUUCUCGGGAUUUACACCAUCUAGUCUACCUACAUUAUCACAAAAAUAAGCAGACUUGAAACUAUCCACUGUUAGCCUUUACUUCCACAAGGAAACCAACUUUUCGACACAACUGACCAAAUUCGAGAAAUUUUAACGAAUGUUUUCAAUAAUAUUUAGGACGUUUAGGUGCCGACAUGUUCUUGCUUUUUCUCUAAUUAUCCAUAUAGACACAAAUCGGUUGAAGGAGUGUGCCAAACUAUCUCCUCAAUUAUUUUAUUACAUUUAAAGUAUGGCUUUAGAAGAUUUAAUCAGUCCUAUAAUCUCUAAAGAAUGCUUUUAUAAGUUUACAAAAGAAGGAGAUUUAUUUGAUGGUCCAUGUUUUAAAGCAACUAUUAGUAAAUUAUUAGGGUAUGGAAUAGUUAUUGGCUCUUCACUUGUUAAAAUUCCACAAGUGAUAAAAGUUGCAAAAUGUAAAAAUUCAUUUGGUUUGAGUAUACUUUCAAUUUUACUUGAAAUGAUCUCUUUAACAUCUGUAAGCGCUUACUCAUUUGCUAAUGGAUUCCCGUUCAGUGCUUAUGGAGAAGGAGUCUUUUUAGGUAUACAAAAUUUCCUCUUGGCUAUUAUGGCAAUAACUUGGACAUAUUCACAUAUUAAAGCUGUCCUAUUCUCUUGUGCUUAUAUAGCAUGUGUAGCUGUUCUUUUAUCUCCAACACUUCCAUUAUCAAUAUUGAUACUAUUUCAAACAGUUAAUCUUCCAAUUAUGUUAUCAUCUAAGAUUGCUCAAAUAUGGACAAAUUAUUGUAAUGGGAGUACAGGUCAAUUAUCAGCUAUUACAUUGUUCCUAUUUGCUUUAGGUUCAACUGCACGUAUAUUUACAUCAAUUCAAGAAACUGGUGAUAAUCUAAUGAUUCUAUCAUGUAUAUUAGCUAGUCUAUGUAAUUACAUAUUAAUGGGUCAAUUAGUCUAUUAUUGGAAUGUAUCAUCUGUUUCUAAAAUUGACCACCACCACCACCACCACCAACAACAACAAUAUUCAACACGAAAAGUUAAAGUGAAUUAG
This is a messenger RNA of Schistosoma bovis, 1372 nucleotides long. The record is from the annotation of a GenBank genome assembly. NCBI's taxonomy places the organism in Eukaryota, Metazoa, Platyhelminthes, Trematoda, Strigeidida, Schistosomatidae.